Python bivittatus (Burmese python) is the source of this 3472-nucleotide messenger RNA. RefSeq names its product inhibitor of nuclear factor kappa B kinase subunit epsilon (gene IKBKE). Lineage: Eukaryota; Metazoa; Chordata; Lepidosauria; Squamata; Pythonidae. Gene Ontology annotation, molecular function: ATP binding; protein serine/threonine kinase activity. Gene Ontology annotation, biological process: peptidyl-serine phosphorylation. Gene Ontology annotation, cellular component: cytoplasm. The record is from RefSeq and is a predicted model, not a curated record.
GCUUCCAGGGCGCCUGGUGGCCGGUUCAGGCGGACCGUCGCUGCUCUUGAGGCAAAGGGUAGAUUUCAGAACAUUCAAACUGAAAGCUGAACCUACUUUUAAGACUGAAAUGUCCCUUGGUCUACACAGCAGAGAAGACUGGGUCUAUUGGUUUAAUUGAAGUUGUGUAAAAAUACCUUAUCAUAGUCACAGUUAUUGGUGGGGCAGGAGUUGUUGUGAAUUACUUUCCUGCUGGCCCUCAUAAGGAGCAUUUGCAAAAGGCCCUCGCCUCUGGUGACUCCACCUUGCCGCAAGCAUUUUGUACCGCCUUUGAUUCAGAAGUCUUCACCAUUGAUUAGAGUACAAAGUGUUGAUGUACCUCGACAAAGCUGCAAAUGAAUGUUUCUCAAUGGAUCCAAAAUGAAAAGAUCAGAAGGAAAGCAAAGAAAAAAGUCUCACAGUGUUUCUUUGUCUGCUUGUUUAGCUUUGCUCUCUGACAAUGAACAAGCAGUGCAGUGCUAAAGUUAAAAAGCCGACCACAAUUUUUUUCGCCAUGCAAAGUACGCUGAACUAUUUUUGGAAAACAGAAGAUGUUCUGGGUCAAGGUGCCACUGCCAGCGUAUACAAAGCUCGCAACAAGAAAUCAGGAGAACUGGUUGCUGUCAAGGUCUUCAAUAAUGUCAGUUACCUGAGACCUCAGGAAGUACAAAUAAGAGAGUUUGAGGUGCUAAGGAAGUUAAACCACCAGAACAUUGUCAAACUCUUUGCUGUAGAAGAAAUGGAGAGCAAUAAACAGAAGGUGCUGGUAAUGGAGUACUGCUCAGGAGGGAGCUUGCUGAGCCUUUUGGAAGAACCAGAAAAUGCCUUUGGGUUAUCAGAAGCAGAAUUCCUCAUAGUGUUAUGCUGCGUGGUAGCUGGUGUGAAUCAUCUGCGUGAAAAUGGAGUGGUCCACAGAGAUAUCAAACCAGGAAACAUCAUGAGGCAAACAGGAGAAAAUGGACAGAGUAUAUACAAAUUGACAGAUUUUGGAGCUGCCCGAGAACUGGAUGAUGAUGAAAAAUUUGAAUCAGUUUAUGGGACAGAAGAAUAUCUUCACCCAGAUAUGUAUAAGCGAGCAGUGUUGAAGAAGCCCCAACUAAAGUCUUACGGGGUGACUGUAGAUUUGUGGAGUAUUGGGGUAACUUUUUAUCAUGCAGCCACAGGUCAUCUCCCAUUUAUCCCUUUUGGGGGACCUCGCAAGAACAAGGAAAUCAUGUAUAAAAUCACAACUGAGAAACCUUCUGGAGCCAUAGCUGGAAUCCAAGACCAAGAGAACGGGGCCAUUGUGUGGUCCUAUGAACUUCCAGUUGCAUGCCGCCUUUCUGUUGGUUUGAAGCGUCAGCUUGUCCCAAUUCUUGCAAACAUCUUAGAAGCAAAUCAAGUAGAAUGCUGGGGAUUUGAUCAGUUUUUUGCUGAAACCAGUGACAUCUUACAUAGAACAAUAAUCCAUGUGUUCUCUUUGCCGCAAGCUGUCAUGCAUUGGAUCUACAUCCACUCCUAUAAUACAGCAACCGUAUUUUUGGAAGAAGUCUUCAGACAAACAAAUAUGGCCCCUUAUUGCCAAGAAUAUUUUUUUGAGGGCCAACUAUUUGAAAUGGAACCUAACCUGCAGGCUCAACAUUUCCCCAAGACCACAGAAAAUUGCCCUUUGAUCAUGUUCAGCACAGAAACAGAGGAGCCAAUAGAAAUGAGAUACCUAGAUCCAUCUUUGGAAUUCCCCAAAUUCCUCCCCAAAGUCGAUGUCCUAACAGAUUGCAGCACAGCAAAGGAUGUCUUAACAGCAACUCACCAGACCCUGAGGAUAUCUCAUUCAUUUCUGCAGUGUCAAGAGCUCAUUGUCAGAGGUUUGUAUUGGAUAAGUGGAAGCCUGAAAGUAGAAUGCCUGCAGAUUCUAGAGAAGAAAGAAACCAUGGUUGCCGCACUUCAUUGCUUGCAACAAGAAGAAGUGAAGGUCCUAGGGCUGUAUGAGACUACUGUUGAAGAUGGCGAGGUUCCAGAGAUGAAAAGUCUAUCUGAAGUGAAAGCAAGGCUUCAAGCUAUUAGUGAAGAGAUUUCUAGAUGUACCCGUAGCAUCUCUGAACACCAAGCCACAGUACGGUGCAUUUUAUCUGAAGUGGGAAAGAAACAGACUCAAAUGAAAUACGACAGCAUUCAAAAGAUGGAGGCCUGCCUUGACAAGAUGCAGCACAUUUACAACCAGUUCAAAAAGGCUCGGAAAUGCCCAUCUCUAGGCUACAAUGAACAGCAGAUUCACAAAUUAGAUAAGAUGAAUAUAGGACAUUUAGCCAAAAAAGUUAUUUCAGUAUUCCAGGAUCAUUGUUUACUGCAAUAUCAAGCUGCUCUUUCAGCGCAUGGAAGUAGAAUGAGGAAAGCGUUUGAGAUAAGGAAGCAUCUGAAGAUUCUGAACAGAUCUUUAACUGCCUGUAAUGCAGAGAUGUUGGGAUGCCAGCAGUGCUUCAAUAAAGCUUUGGAUAUGUUGCCUCAAAGACUGCUUCAAAGCAAAAUCAUAUCUUCUACAUCUAUACAAGGUUACUUUAAUCAGAAACAUCAAGAUGUGGUAUAUGGAAUGCAAGAGCUUCAGGAGCAGAUGAAGAUGGUAGCUUACAAUCUCCAGGCCAACAAUAGCAUCAUCCAGCGGUUAAAUUCUGUUGCACCAGGCCUUUAGGAGAGAAAAUAUUUUGCAGAGACUGAAAUAAUGUUGUAGUGUGGGCAAAUCAACAUCCUCUAAGACUUGAGAAGAUAACCUCAACCUUCUUAAAAUGAUCAUGUAUUCUAUCUCCACGUUUAGCACUUUGGCGUGGCUGUCAGCUGAUUCAGCUAAUCAUCAUAAUGUGACUGGUAGCCAAUAAUAAGUUUUUCAAAGGUAUUAUAUACUUAUUCUGGUGGAUUACUUCAGUGAAAAUAGAAAUACUGUUUCCUUGGUGUUUUAGAGCAUCCUAGUAGACACUUGCUGGGAAAAAAAGAUGCUAUGAAUUUGUGCUUGCCACGAAGCUUUCCAAAGCACAGGGAAUUAAAAUGAAUAUCUGGGAAGGUUAUUCCUUUGGAGUUUUAGUUGCUCAGAAGUGUAUCUCCAUAGUAAAGACAAUGAACAUAAGUAUCUUCUGCCUUUGUGAAACUAAGUCAUUUCUUGAAAUUUGCUAACAACCAUUUAGGGAGAAGCUAGGGAGAUAACAGUUGCCAUUCCAAGUCUCUUGGUAGGACCAGGACUGCUGAAAUUCUGCCCAGCUGAAGCCAAUCUGUACCAAUUUUGUCUCCUACUUCCUGGUCUUUGAAGGAACACUGUCUUGGGAUGGUGGGAUUGCAGCUAAUGGAACAAUUGCAAAGGGGGUGCUCUUUUGGGAGCCCUUACAAUGGCCUCUUAUGUAAGUCAACCUUUUUUCUUCAUGUAUAAGUACUGGAAGGAAUUUGUGCUUUAAUGGGGGAAGGAUUACUUCAUUUUACUGGUUUUAUUAAC